Molecule: messenger RNA, 718 nt
Organism: Eucalyptus grandis
Lineage: Eukaryota; Viridiplantae; Streptophyta; Magnoliopsida; Myrtales; Myrtaceae
Product: CST complex subunit STN1
Exons: 1
Coding region: 79-558 (159 amino acids)
Biological process (GO): double-strand break repair via homologous recombination; nucleotide-excision repair; DNA replication
Cellular component (GO): DNA replication factor A complex; chromosome, telomeric region; site of double-strand break
Source: RefSeq, a predicted model, not a curated record
GUCGAGAGCAGCCCACGUAGAUCUCUUCAAAUAGCGAUCGCCGGUCGUCAUCAAUAGACACCUUCCCCCCUCUUUCUAAUGGACAAAUCACUAUCCCUCGUCCACGUCAAGCUCCUAGCCUUCGACCUCCUCUCCCUUGCCCAAUCCCCGCCCGACACCCCGACCUUCUCCCGCGACGGCAUCUCCCUAUCGCGCGCGGAGGUGCUCGGCGUUGUCGUCUACCGCGAGCACAAGCCCGGCCGCUUCCUCAAGUUUGCGGUCGACGAUGGCACCGGCUGCGUCCCCUGCAUCCUCUGGCUCAACCACGCCACCUCUCCCUACUUCGCCCGCCAACGUCCCCAGGGUGUUCGACUGAUUGCCGAUGUGGCGAACAGCCAGGCUUCGCUGGUGAAGUUGGACGCGGUCACUCGAGUGCACGGCAGGAUCACGAGCUACCAGGGCGUGGUGCAGAUCACGGCUUCGAGCGUCGCGGUCAAGAGGGACCCGAACGUGGAGGUCCUGCACUGGCUGGAUUGCUUGAAGCUGGCUCGAAGGGUCUACGGUCGCCCACGAUCGUGAGAAAUGCUUGCACGGACGGAGCCCAUGGACAGGACGCGAUUGCUAUAGAUGACGGUUUUCCAAAAUUUCGAUUUGAUUUGAUUGUUCGAGACACUCAUAAAUACGCUAUUCAUUUCCGUAUAUAUCAAGUAAACGUUUCACUGCACUUGAUGUCGAAUAG